UCAGUAUAAAAUGAAAACUAUAUAUUUAUACAGACAUUAUGUGAAAGGAUAUUUCUUCAUUGAUUUUAUCAGCACGCUCCCAUAUAUGUGGUUCUAUCCAAUACGCAUCUUACCACCUGGUUCGGAUUCAAAUUCUGCGUUGCUUAUCGUAGAAUUUCUACCUAUUUUGAAAAUAAUUCGCAUACCUACAGUACGACGCAAUGUUCGACGGAUUAAUGCAAAAUUCGGUAUUUCUCAAACUCAAGAGACAACAAUAUGGCUCAUUAUAUUAACAUUAUUAAUUUUUCACUGGAGUAGCUGUAUAAGUUACGUCUUUCCUUACAUCGUUAUGCAUAUACAAGGGGCACCCAUGAAAGAUUCCGACGCAUAUUAUAUCGUCAGAGAACUUUAUAAUAAGCCAAAUUGGAAAGUGUAUUUAAUAUUUGUGCAUAUUGGAGUAAGUAAUUUAAUUGGCUCCAGUUUCCUGGAAUUCGAUGGUUUUGGAAUUUGUGAUAAAGUAAUACGAUGUACACUUGUGUUGCUGGGGAAAGGUUACACAAUUUACCUAAUUGUAACAAUUCUGCAACUUUUGGAAUCGUUAGCAGAGCCAGAACUUAAAUAUCAACGAAUUAUGCAUCAAGUGAAAGAAUAUAUUCGUCAAAAAAAGCUUCCAUUAUAUUUGCAAGAUAAGCUUAUCUUCUACUAUGAGUAUCGUUAUCAAGGCAAUUUCUUCAAAGAGAAUAUUAUAUUUGACACUCUUUCGAAUCAUUUAAAUCAAGAAAUUUUAUUUCAUAGCAGCCAUGGUUUACUAGACACCGCAAUUUUCCAUAAUUUGUCCCGCAAUGUUCUUGGUGAUUUAAUAAAUUUAAUGAAACUGGUGAUAUAUCUUACAGAAGAUAUAAUUUAUAAAGCUGGCACUGAUAGUGACUAUAUGUAUUUUAUAAUCAGCGGAACCGUUGUACUGAUCACAUUCUCAGGGAGAGAAAUAUGUCAUUUACAUGAUGGUGAUUAUUUUGGCGAAGCUGGUAUGGUCUAUCCGGAUCGGCGUAGAGCGGAAUCGGUUAUCGCUCUGGAAGUGUGCGAGCUAUUUCGCUUGCAUCGUCGCGAUUUCAAGCGUCUUUUCGCCAAAAACUCAGAGUUUUAUAACAGCUUGGAACAUACCGCGCGAGAACGUGUGCAACAAAUUAAGAAAUUGGGUGACGAUACCGAUCAGAGCGGACGAAAAUGAAAGAAAUCAAAAGCAGUUAUUCAUUCUACGCAAUUGAGAUUCUAAUGGACCAGAACGCUAACGCGAUAGAAUAAGUUUGAUUUAACGAGCGUAAAUGUGGUAUACAGGCAAAGGCUCCGCUUUCGUUUCCCACUGGCCUAGUAAAAUCAACAUGUGCCCGAGGUCGCUCGAAAUAGCAUUGCCAUUCGAAGAGCAACAUCUAAUAGCUCCAGUAAAUUAGGAACAGCAACGACAACGAGAAAGAUAUAGUAUGUGUAUAUAGAGGGAUAUGUACAUAGGAUAAAAAUCGACCAGAGUCGGAAAUUGCGAUUGAUCGGGAUUAAAUGGGUUCGGAAUAAGGCGAAUGCUGACUUUUAUCGUGUUUAAUGGAUAUUUGUUAUGUCCGGACAUCAUCAUGGAGAGAAUUGCGUCGUUGCAGCAAAAAUAGGCUUCUGGAAUAACAACAGAACUUAAUAUCUUUUAAAUUUCUGUUUCAAUUUCUGUA
Formica exsecta is the source of this 1691-nucleotide messenger RNA. RefSeq names its product potassium/sodium hyperpolarization-activated cyclic nucleotide-gated channel 1-like. The record is from RefSeq and is a predicted model, not a curated record. NCBI's taxonomy places the organism in Eukaryota, Metazoa, Arthropoda, Insecta, Hymenoptera, Formicidae. The coding region runs from base 11 to 1207 and encodes 398 amino acids. The transcript has 9 exons.